Molecule: messenger RNA, 4793 nt
Organism: Vanessa tameamea
Lineage: Eukaryota; Metazoa; Arthropoda; Insecta; Lepidoptera; Nymphalidae
Gene: ex
Product: protein expanded
Exons: 4
Coding region: 342-4136 (1264 amino acids)
Biological process (GO): positive regulation of hippo signaling
Cellular component (GO): cytoskeleton; cytoplasmic side of apical plasma membrane
Source: RefSeq, a predicted model, not a curated record
GGAGAUUUUAUUCAUCACAACAAAAAUGCACAUCGUUUCCUUAAAGCAUUCCGUUCGUUACCGUCAUCCAUGACAAGGUGCGAGUGUCAAAAGUCGUGGCGAGAUGUCGAAAAGUGGAGGCAACGACGCCAUAGGUAUGCGAGGACGCAAGAUGCGGCCGGCGUAGGAGGAGGGGCGCUCGGCAUCUGAAGGUCGUCCGCAUUCCUCGCGUCGCCGUCCGCUGCUACCGCGCUUACGUAGCGCCCCCGUCCGCGCCUCACCGCCGCCCCGCACCGCCGCGCCACACCCCGCCGCGCGCUUCGCAGCCAACCGGGAGAGUAAUAGUCGUAUCGAGAUGCGAUAUGCGCGCUCUGUGUUCGGUUCGCGGGCCGUUGGGUGGGGAGACGCGUGCGCUCGGUGCGGGCGCACGCCUCCUGUCCCUACGUAUGCCCGGCCAGCCUCAGCCUCUACACUUCGUUGUGGAAGCCAAAGCGAGGGUCAAAGAAUUAAAAGCUUUGGCACAAGCGCAAUCACAAUUUCAAGGCAUGGCAGAUACCGAGCUAUUCGGUUUAGCAGUUAUGCAAAAUGGAGAAUACUUGUUCGUUGAUUUAGAAAGUAAACUUUCAAAAUACGCUCCAAAAAGCUGGAGGUCUUCACAUACACACGGCUUAGAUGGCAAUGGCAAACCACUAUUGGAGCUUCACCUGCUUGUUCAAUUUCACGUCGAGAGCCCCCUGCUACUACACGAUGAAAUCGGACGCCAUUUAUACUUUCUACAACUACUAGAAAAUAUUCGUCUAAGAGACGCACUACCCGCCGAAAUACUUUUACUAUUAAUCGGUUUAGCAUUGCAAGCUAAAUUUGGCGAUGAAAAUCUUUAUGAAGAUAAAGAAUAUUUUAAGGUUGAAGAUUUUACUCCGCCAUCAUUAACUGGUAAUUGGGUUUCAUCAGCUAUACGCGCUUGUCAUCGCGAACAUCGAGGUCUUUCGCAAAGUGAUGCUGAAGUGAGAUUCAUUCGUGAAGUUUGUCUUCUUCCGGAUACUAUUAAUUCACACAGAUAUCGACUAAAGCAAUCUAAAUCAGAAUUAGAACCAGGAACAGUAUGGCUUCUAGUUACAGCCAAGGGCAUUAAAAUUUUACCAGACAAUGGGUCUAUAUCUAGUUUUGUAUGGAGCUCUAUUGGUAAACUUAGUUUUGACAGAAAGAAAUUUGAAAUAAGAACUGAAGAUGGAAAAUUUACUUUGUAUUCUUCUAGCGAAGAAAAAUGCAAAUAUCUUUUUGCUUUAUGUAAGGAAACACAUCAGUUUUCUAUGAAAAUUUCCCCUAAGUUAAGCGAUAUUUUAAGAAAAGAAGAAAAUGAAAGGAAAAAUUGUUAUACAUAUUUAAAGUCUUUUAACUUUCAAUACUGCCAGAAUAAAAAUGAACAAAGAAUUUCUCUUAUAUCUUCUACAAGUUCAAAUACUACAUCAGGUAUUGUCAGUGAUCGAGUACAAUCCGAAGAUGAGUUAGAAAUUAUGAUUGACUCACCUCCAGCUCCUUCUACAGAAAGUUUAGCAUUAGCUCAUUUACUAGACUACUCAAACUCCUAUUUCAUUCGUCACAUUCCUCAAGAAGUACAUACAAACAAUAAAUCGUCAUCACCGCUGCAAACAUGUAAAACAAGAAUAAAGAAAAGUAAAGAUGACGGUGAAACUGUAACUAAAAGGGAUAUUUCCUUAGACAUAGGUAGCUGUUCAACAAAUUAUAGAGUUGAAUCUGUUCAUUUAUCAGAUAAAAGUGUUAGUGAAAAACUAACAGACAGUCCAACCUCUAGCAAAAUGAAAUGUACUGGAUCACAAUGUUCGUCAUCGUGCAGUACUGUAAUAAUGGCACGUGGAGGACUUAGUACCCUUAGCAGAGCAUCUAAUGCAAGCAGUUUAGAAUUAGGAUACAGUCACACGGCUCAAAAUUCAAUGAUAAGUGAUAAUAGUGCUGCUGAAAUAGAUGGUGAAUACACCCAAGAUUCAGCAUCAGCUCUAUAUGAUGGUCUUGGCCAACCGAUUACUCUAGCUGCUUCCAGCGAGACAAGUGGAGUGUAUACAAUGGGUAGUUCGGAGUUAACAGCACCAUCUAAAAUGUACACUCAUUCUAAAGGAACCAGAACAGAAUAUAGUAGCUCACAUUAUGAUAGUUAUAAAAUAUCAUCAAAUGAAAACGACUUUGCGGAUAUCGAUAGUGUUUCAUCCAUAUUAAAAAACAAGUCACAGAGAAUCAACCUGUCACCCAAAAACUUAAGAUUAAAUGUUACUUUGGGUAACACUGAUUGUGUAGAUGGCGUAGCAAAAUAUCAUAGCAAGGAACAUGAAGACAAAGAAAACUUAUUUCGGGAAAGAACAAAUUCUAACGUUAGCGCUAUGUCAUUUCAUGGUGAUGGAAGUGAUCCAACAGAUAAUAAACAUAAUUUACUUAGUGCAAGUGAAUUGAGUGACUUAAUAGUAGGUAGAGGAGUUUAUCCCAAAAAUCAGUCAGUAAGUGACACAUUUGACUCUGUAUCUGAUUACGUAAAAUUACCUUUGCCUUUUUCCGGUGAUAGUUACCUCCAAGGACACGAAGAUACAGCUCCUUCCGAUGACAAUUAUCCUAACGAUUCUUUCUUUGACCGACCUCCUACGCCCCCAACCAGAAUUGACAGUCGUAUAGGAUUAAAUUUGUCGCUACCAAAUAUUCUUGACUUAGAUGAAAAUGAGCCUAUUUUACCCAAGUGUCCUGAUAAACCACCGCCGCCUUAUGAAUAUAAACAUCUUACACUCGCACCAUACUCAAAUACACCUUUAAAACCCCCACCAGCUUACCCCGGGGCCACUAUAUCAAAUCCUAUAAAACAAACUGGUGAAAAAGAAGAAGUUGCUGCCAGAGUUGUAACUUCUAAACCAAUGAUUACCAUAUUAAAAGCUGAAGCUGGUGAGGUUAAUGUUUCUGGUGAACGCACAUUUGCAAGUCCUAUGGUCGUAGAACAUCGUUUUCAAAAAUCGAAAAGACUUCAAGCAUCCAGUCGUAGAGCAGAACGGUCGAAAUUAGCACAAGGUCUAAGCAAUAAUCUUUCGCCAUCCAGAGAAGUACACGUAGACUCAAAUGUUCUUGUCGCAAUGAUGAAAUUACCACCUCCACCACCCCCACCACGUCGGCCGCGACUACCACCUCCUCCACCAGUUUCUCGAUUACCACCACCACCUCCUCCCCAUAACCAAGUUUUUCAACAACAGUUGUAUAGUGAUGUUGAUUACGUUUACUAUCCACUUCAAGACCCUUCAAUAUCGCAACAGAACUAUUUAGAUCAUAAACUAACUGAAUCACGAUUAUCUAAUAUACAUAAAAAUAGCUUACAAUACAGAAGCACGCCAUAUUUGUCAAUAUCUUUAUCCGCCUCAUCAACGUAUGGAUCAAUACAAAAUCUUUCUGAUUCUUAUAUACAAAUACCAGGCACUCGGACUAGUUGGCAAUCUGUGACUAGUAGAACUUCUUUUAGUAACCAUUCAAUCAAUUUGGAAAGACCUCCAAUACCAACAUGUGUAGCAGAACAAACUUUUGCUCGAACAAAAUCACAUGAUAAUAUACUUCAUGUUAAGGAUCCGCCUCAAAUAAAAACAAGAAGAAUGCCGCCUCCACCACCUCCGCCACCUUAUGAGCAUAAAAAAAAGAUUCCGUGUUAUUUAAAGGAGUCAAAAAAUCUCAAUUGUAACAUUGUCAAUAAUAAUCCUAGUGAAACUAAAGUAAGAACUUCUAAUUGUGAUCUAGACAUAAAAACAUUACGAGAAAAAAGUAAAAAUCUUGAUUUGCCUUUAAUUGCUGCUUUGUGUAAUGACCGUUCGUUAUUAAAACAAACUAAAGCUUUUGGUGCUACAAAACUAACUAAACAUAGUAGUAGUGACUGUGAAAGUGAAAUAAAAAGUGCAAAGUGUUCUCAAAACACCACCGACAAUUUAGACCUUAAAAAUAGACCAGAGUUAAACACUAGAAAGGUAGUGACAGUGUCACAGAAAAAAAUUUUAGGGCGAAAUCCUACAGAUAAACUCCCUGCAUUGCCUGGUUCUGAAACUCACACUCCUAGAGCUUUGUCCAAUACAUAUGUAAUGCACCCAAGCGCAGUUAAAUUAAAGAAAAGUCAACCUAGCUCAUGACGUGGCCUUAGGAUUUAUAGUUUGUUUAGGAAUGUGAAUCCUUCCAGUGCUAUGAACACUCAGCCUUCCGCCGCCAAUUUUAAUUUUGUAACUAAAGACUGAGAUUAGACGAUAAAACGAUCCCACUGAUGUUAAGUACUAGAAUUUAGUUCUAAUGUAACACAUAAAAUAAUAACCAAGAGAUUAAAAUUACUGAUAUAUAUAGGCAAUGUAACAAAUAUUCUAACUACCGCAGUUUUAGUAUUCUUGGAUUUGUAAAUAUUGCCUUCUUUAAUUAGGCCUUUUAUAUAUUUUUUUAUGCUCUAGGAAUUUGAGUUCAGAAAUAUCAAAGUAAUAAUGAAUUCAGUUGUAAAGUGUACAAAAGUAAUUUAUUUAUUGAAAACAAUCAUGAAUUGUUAAAUUCUCUAUUAAAUAGUGAAUUAUUUUAACGAGAAAUAAUAAUAAAUACUCACUAUUAUGUGUUAACCCGAGGUAAAAAUAACGUUUAAUAAGUAGGAAUAUCUGAAGUCAUUGCUAAGUUUUCAUUAAUUAUAGAAAUGUAAUAUUAUCCACAUCUAUUUAUUUUUGUUCACAAUCGUGUACAUAACAGGUAAUUAUUUUAUUAAGUACAUCAUAUUGUCCAAUGUGUACAAAUGUAUAGUAAAUUUUUUCAAAUGA